Serendipita indica DSM 11827 is the source of this 486-nucleotide messenger RNA. The record is from the annotation of a GenBank genome assembly. Lineage: Eukaryota; Fungi; Basidiomycota; Agaricomycetes; Sebacinales; Serendipitaceae.
AUGGCCACCCUCGCUCACCGAAACAUAUCACGUGUUACAUCCACGGUCUCACCGGAGAUAUUCAGAGGGAUCGUCGCGCACGCUUCAACUCUGAAGCUUACGUAUCUGAGCUUCCACGACGUUCAUGUGGAGCUGAUGUGCUCGAUGCGUCUGUUCCCGGACACGUUUCGUAAUCUCCGCCAUCUGGGUCGCAUUGUAUUGCGACAGGCUGGGAAACAUGAGAUUAUCUCGGCACUGGCCGACUUCUCGAUGCUACGCCGCCUCGAGUCGCUCGACAUUACCGGCCUCUUUGAUAGUCGUUUCCCCGACCCCUGGACUUCUUCACUGCUUCAGGAGAUGAUAUUUCUGCACAAAAAUCUUCGAAAGGUGCAUAUUGACGGUACAUAUCGACAUAUUUGGAUUCUUCGGGAUGGUUGGGUACGAGAACAGCCUUCUCGUGUGUAUACUUGCUGGGAUAUGAUCAACGGCGACUGGGACGAUAUCUGA